AUGUGGGACAUCCAGGGCAGUGGGGCCCUCCAGUCACCCCGUGCUAAUGGCAGUGUCCGCUGGGAGCCCGCGGCGCUGCCAAGGGAUGACUCCCUCUUACAGGCUGGAGUUUGCAGGAGUUUGCCUGGCACUGCAAAAAGGCCGAAACUGGCAGCAUCCCCCGUGCUUCCGAGUGUUUGCAUCCCUAUCCCAUAUUUUACACUGCAGUACAGGAAAAAGAAAGCAAAGAUGAUUGUGCAUGUGUGUUCCUAUGAUAAUAUCCACUGGUGCUGUGUCUGGCUGGUCAGGACGAGGCCUGGAGCCGUGCUCGGUUGGUCUCCUACAUCUGUGACAGAAGGCGAGAGCCCCUUUGUGCUGAACAAGCCUUGUGAGGACCUCUUAGAUGUUCAUACGGCAGCCCGGGGCCGGGGCUGCACCCCUGUUCAGAUAUGGGAUCAAAGUGCUGCAAAGUUAGCAGAUUGGAAAGUGAAAAGGAAACACAGGGCUAAUCAGGAACAUGGCUAUGAAAGGGUUGCAGGUGAUGGCCAUUGCCGGCAGGCCGGGAGCCACCCAGGAGGGCACCGCGACGCCACGGAGCAGCUAGCGGUGGUGGUGCAGCUGAAUCACGGCACCAUGGAAGGCAACGGCGUGGCGACGCUGGCGACGGAGGAGAACGGGGAUGAGCUGAGCACCCCGACGGAGCCCCUGACCUCCCCCUGCAGCCUCAGCUCCUCGCUGUGCUUCAGUGGUGAUGAGCGCAGCGCGCAGCCACAGCCCGACGGCACUGGGGUGCCCGAGGGGGCCAACGCCAAGGGCUGUGCCAUGUGCGUCCUCCACAACUACCUCUUCCUGGCCGGGGGUAUCGCAGCAGGGCCGGCAGGCAGCGAGCCUCGCACCCGCCUCUCCGACAAGGUCUUCUGCUACAACCCCCUCACGGACACCUGGAGCCAGGUGCGCUCACUGGCCCAGCCCCGCUCGCAGCUCAAGCUGCUGGCCCUGGAUGGCUACUUAUACGCCGUGGGCGGCGAGUGCCUCUUCACCGUGGAGAAGUAUGACCCACGGUCUGACCGCUGGAGCCCUGUGGCACCCCUGCCCAAGGGUGCCUUCGCUGUGGCCCACGAGGCCACCACCUGCAACGGUGAGAUCUACGUGUCCGGUGGGUCCCUUUUCUACCGCCUGCUCAAGUACGAUCCCAAGCGUGAUGAGUGGCAGGGACCCUUCCGCUGCGCUGCCUUGGGCAACACCAUCUACUGUGUCAACCGGACCGGCACCCUCCGCUUCAGCCUGGCCCAGGAUGGCGAGGUGGAAGCAGAUGGAGGACUCAAGGGCGCCUUUGACAGGGAGCUUCUCAAAGCCCCCUUGGAUGCCAAGGGUGUCCUCCUCCCCUUCGUGCUCACGCUGCCAGAGAAGCUGGACAAAGCUGGGGAGCAGGAGGGCUCCUUCACACUGUGA
Tinamus guttatus (white-throated tinamou) is the source of this 1431-nucleotide messenger RNA. The record is from RefSeq and is a predicted model, not a curated record. Lineage: Eukaryota; Metazoa; Chordata; Aves; Tinamiformes; Tinamidae.